CCGAAUGAGCUGAUAAUUUCUGGUGGUGGUGUAGUAUGUAUGAGUUUGAGGAAGAAGAAUGAGAAGAAAGAGCAGGGGCAAACGUAGGCGUGCGGCAUCUGCAACAACUCUGAGUCCUUCUUCCCUCUCCGCCAUUCCCAUUCUUUGGGAUGCGUAUGAUACCAUCUGCAUUCACUGCAAUAACAAAGGCGAGGAGGCCAAGGAGGAUGGACUUUUGAUUUGCAGCGGAAGGGGCUGCCCCGUCGCUGUCCAUGCCACCUGCCUCGCCACCGGACCUAAAUUUGACGGUUCCGGUAACUUCUGCUGCCCCUACUGCUGGUACAAGCGCGCCGUUGACACGUGUCGACGCCUCAGGGAGAAGGCCCUGGAAGCCAAGGGAGACUUGUCACGCUUUCUGGACAAUCACGACCACGCACGUGCGGCUGCACAUGUGGAUCUGGUUGUUCAGGAUAGUGAAGAACUCAUGGAGGAAACAGGAACACAAGCACAGUCUAAAGAUAAUAAAGAUGAGGAGGGAGAGGCACGUGUGAAUCAGGUUCAUGAUAGGGAAGAAACUGAGACAGAACCAGAAGGGAAUAAAGAAAAGGAGGGAAAGGUUCGGGAUAAUGAAGAACUCGUGGAAGAAAGAGAAAGAAAAACAGUGACAGAAGCACAAUCUCAAGAGAAUAAAGCUGAGGAGGAUAAGUUUCAAGAUGAUAGUGAAGAACUCGUGGUGGAAACAGAAACAGAAACAGAAGUUCAGUGUGAAGAGAAUAAAGAGGAGGGUAAGGUUCGGGAUAGUGAAGAACAUGUGGAGGAAAUGGAAACAGAAACAGGAGCAGAAGCGCAACCUGAAGAGAAGAAAGAUGAGGGUAAGGUUCGGGACAGUGAAAAACUCGUGGAGGAAACGCAAACGGAAACAGAAGGACAAUCUGAAGAGAAGAAAGAUGAGGAGGGAAAGGUGGCUGUGAUGAGUAGUUCUGUGAGUGAGACCUAUGAUUCGGAUUCUGUGGCUGUAUCGAUGAAGAAAAGGAAGGAUAAGAAGAAGAAGGUUACUUCCGCAAGGAAAUCUUUGUCGUUACAACAAGAGCAUAAGAAUAAGCAUUAUAAGACUAGAGGGAAAGUUGCCAACGAGGAGGAAGUUACCAGCUUCAAAACUACGAGUUUGGGGCAGCAACCACAGAGAAUGAAGCAGAGUUCACUGGCUGCAAAGCGUAAGAGAUUACUUUGGACAGCAGAAGAAGAAAAAGUUCUCAAGGAAGGAGUAUCAAAGUUCUCCACAGAAAAUCAGAAUAUCCCUUGGAGGAAAAUUUUGGAAUUUGGCUGUCGUGUAUUUGAUGAGACUCGUACUCCUGUUGAUCUCAAGGAUAAAUGGAAGAACAUUAUCUCCAAGAAAAGUAGAAGUACUGAUUGUAGUUAUACUUUUGAUUUAUAAGAAGUGAUAUUUAGGCAACACCCCCUUACACCACGUUUGUUGACUUUGAUGUCUAUUUCGUCCAAGAGGUCCUCUGCUUCAAACACAGCAUCUUUGACAUCAUCUAGCCAAGCUUUCAGAUAUCGAUUUCUGAUUUUGUUCUGCUUCAUCAACCACAGCAUUGGUGGACACUUGCUUGAUGUUCAACAUCUGCAGCAGCGUCUCGUAGUUUUCUUCCUCGAAAAAAGUCCAGAACAAGAUUUUGUGCAUAUUUUUAGACAAUUUUGUGGAUGGUGUGCAUAUAUUAUGUGUUGACACAUUUAUUUGUUAUUUAAAGGCUUCAAAAAUG
Messenger RNA from Glycine soja, 1742 nucleotides. RefSeq names its product troponin T, cardiac muscle-like. The coding region runs from base 59 to 1414 and encodes 451 amino acids. The transcript is spliced from 5 exons. The record is from RefSeq and is a predicted model, not a curated record. Lineage: Eukaryota; Viridiplantae; Streptophyta; Magnoliopsida; Fabales; Fabaceae.